CGGCGACUGCUGAUGAUGAAGAAGCGGGAAGGCCGGGCCUUUGGGGCUGAGGGAGACGCGACGCGAGGCCGGCAUGAGGAGAUUAAACAGCUUAUUUGCUAGUCUCUUGAAAACGAAAUACUUUGGAACGAGGACAUCAAAUGCAUCAUUUCCAGCAGACUGUAUGCUUUGGGGCCAAUCUCUUAAUCAACUGCCUGGACAUCUUGCAGUAGCUCAGAGAAAAAGUUUCUUGACCAUGCCGGAGAUGCUUGACAAGAAAGUUGACCUUGAGCUGAACUCGCCUCAUCCCAGAGUACGUGGCAUGACCACCCUUGACAGAACUGCUUUCAAGAAGGAUGUUGUCAUCCCAGCUCUUAAAGUUAACAAAGACAUCAUCAACAAACUGGUGAAGUCUCUUAAAGAGGUGCUGCUGAAACGUCCAGGUCUCAAGAGAGUUGUGGAAGACCCCGAAGAUGAAGGCAGAAGGUUCAUUUUGUUAGAUCCUCAUAAAAUACCUGCUGACGGUUCCCUGGGCGAAUCUGAACAACAGAUCUUAAAGAGUUUUAACAUUAACCCUACCAUAGUCAAGUACAACCAGGAACUGACUUACGAUCAUUUCAAGGUGGAAGAAAUUUUGCAAGCGGUGCUUCCUGAAGGUCAGGAAGUGACCACUGCAUUUAGCAGAAUUGGCCAUAUAGCUCACUUGAACCUGAGAGACCAUCAGCUGCCUUACAAAAAAUUAAUUGGCCAAGUUAUCAUCGACAAGAAUCAAGGACUUACAUGUGCUGUAAAUAAAAUCAAUACCAUCGAUAGUGCUUAUCGAAACUUUCAGAUGGAAGUGCUAGCUGGAGAUGAAGCUAAUAUGAUAACCAAGGUUAAGGAACACUACUACUCAUAUGAAUUCGAUUUUUCCAAAGUCUACUGGAACCCCCGCCUCUGCACAGAACACAUGCGCAUCGUGGACCUCUUGAAGCCGGGCGACCUUCUCUUCGAUGUCUUUGCAGGGGUGGGGCCUUUUGCAAUCCCUGCAGCGAAGAAGAACUGUGUGGUGUUUGCAAACGACCUCAACCCGGAAUCCCACAAGUGGCUGCAGCACAACUGUAAAUUAAACAAAGUGGACCAAAAAGUCAAGGUCUUCAACAUGGACGGCAGGGAAUUCCUGGAGGGGCCGGUGAAGGAAGAACUCGCCAAGCAGCUCUCUUUGGGGGAGCGGAAGAGCUCCCUGCAUAUCGUCAUGAACUUGCCGGCCAUGGCCAUUGAAUUCCUGGAUGCCUUCAGGCAUCUCUUGGAUGGAGAGCCGGGCAGCACUGGCCUUCCCACCGUGCAUUGCCACUGCUUUUCCAAGAAUGACGACCCUGCGCAAGAUAUUCAGGCAAGAGUUGAAGCUUGCUUGGGAACGUCGCUAGAGGGCCUCUGUUCCAUCGAACUAGUGAGGAAAGUGGCACCCAAUAAGGAUAUGAUGUGCAUUAGCUUCCAGCUCCCAGCCAAGCUGUUGUACAAGUCGUCGUCUUCUCUGGCAGGUGCAGAUGAUCCACAGGAGCCAGCAUUGAAACGCCUGCGCCCAAAUGAAGACUCUCCAGAAGAAAAAAUGAAUCAGAUGGUCUAGGAGGCUUUGUGGAUACCAUUACUGAAACGAUGAUUAAACUGAACUUUUAACUCUGUCUUUCAAGGUGGGCAAAAGUGGACUGUUCAUCAGGGCUUAUAUGAGCAGCCGUCUCCUAUCCACCACUGAAAACUGUAUUACAGCUGUUGCAUUGAUAUGCCGAUUAUGCAUUGAUCAUCAUUUGGUUCUUUUUGAUUCCACAAUAGUUGGAUGGAUGGGGACCAUUCUUUUAUUCGAAAGAAUAUUAAAUUCGUAUUUUCCAGUAGCAUCUAUUGUUCCUGUUGUGUGCAGUCAUUUACUAGUCAAUGAGAAACUGGUCCAAUUAAAGGAAUCAGGUGAAAAGAUCUCUUUUCUUGACAAUAUCCACUCCAUGUUGUUGAUGCUUUGUCGGGGCUUGUUGGUUUUUUACAAUUUUGGCCAGAUCAGUCUCCAGCAGUGGGCAUGUUGAUAAGGUGGAACCCAAAGGAGAAGAAAGUGCUUAUGUAUUGGAGUGUUUGGGCUGAGUUCUUAGAGAAAGCCUGUAAUUGUUAUUCCUAUCUUUGUGCCCUAGACACAGCCCCUUUUAAGCCCUGUUCUGACACUAAUGGCAUUAUGGGUGGCUUUGAGAGGGCAGAGCAAGACUGCUGAGCCCGCCCCCAUUUGCAACCCAGGGCUUUUAUGGCUCACUCUGUUCUCUUCUUCAAUUCCACCUCUCAGCAGAAGGACCCAGGGAAUGAGGAGAGGCUCUCUUGUAAUCCAUCCAGAGAAUUUUGUUAUUGGGUAAAAUACAAAUAUUGUGCAUCAGAUAAAUGAGUAACUGUGUGAAAGAGCUUAGGGACUCCUUCAGGGAAUAGCCGUAGGCAUUUUCUAUAUCUGUUGUGCCCACAUUGUACAUACAAAUAUAUGGGAGAAAG
This is a messenger RNA of Elgaria multicarinata webbii, 2475 nucleotides long. It is a transcript of the gene TRMT5, whose product is annotated as tRNA methyltransferase 5. Bases 74 to 1585 code for a protein of 503 amino acids. The record is from RefSeq and is a predicted model, not a curated record. Gene Ontology annotation, biological process: tRNA N1-guanine methylation; mitochondrial tRNA methylation. The transcript has 5 exons. Gene Ontology annotation, molecular function: tRNA (guanine(37)-N1)-methyltransferase activity. Lineage: Eukaryota; Metazoa; Chordata; Lepidosauria; Squamata; Anguidae. Gene Ontology annotation, cellular component: mitochondrial matrix; cytoplasm.